Messenger RNA from Achroia grisella, 1075 nucleotides. It is a transcript of the gene Ubc4, whose product is annotated as ubiquitin-conjugating enzyme E2-22 kDa. Lineage: Eukaryota; Metazoa; Arthropoda; Insecta; Lepidoptera; Pyralidae. Bases 150 to 749 code for a protein of 199 amino acids. The record is from RefSeq and is a predicted model, not a curated record. Gene Ontology annotation, molecular function: protein binding. The transcript has 4 exons.
UAAUUAUGACUGAACAGCUUGUAUCCAUGAUUAUGAUUAAUCAAAAAUAAAAAAAAACUAUUUUUUUCUGGUCACACAGCUUCCGGUUUCUGUUCUGUCUUCAAUACUUGCUCGUUGUCUAAUAGUCGAACAUUUUAAUAGUGAAAAAUAUGGCUAAUAUAGCAGCGCAACGUAUUAGAAGAGAAAUCAAGGAGGUAAUGAAAAAUGAAGAGAUUACGGGAGCGUCAAUCAAAUUGGAAUUAAUAGAAAACCGUUGGACAGAGCUGAAGGGCGAGAUCGGAGGACCACCAGAUACACCAUAUCAAGGCGGCACAUUUACCCUUGAAAUAAAAGUACCAGAAACGUAUCCAUUCAAUCCACCUAAGAUUCGUUUCUUAACGAAGAUAUGGCACCCCAAUGUAUCAUCAGUGACGGGCGCAAUCUGCUUAGACAUACUCAAAGAUCAAUGGGCAGCUGCUCUUACGUUGCGGACAGUACUACUCUCUAUCCAAGCGUUGCUUGCAUCUGCAGAGCCCAAUGACCCACAGGAUGCCGUUGUUGCCAGACAGUAUAGAGAGACUCCACAUAUGUUUCAAAUGACUGCGAUGCAUUGGACGAAUAUUUACGCUGGAGGGCCCACACCCGUGUAUGAAUUCAAUCAAAAAGUUAGAGUACUUGCCGAAAUAGGAGUGACCGAGCAAGUAGCACGAGCUGCUCUAUCCACAUACAACUGGGACAUCGAGAGGGCUACUGAGGAGAUAUUUAAAUAACAUGGGGGGGGACCGGUGUCUGUCGCUGUUGGAAGAUAUUAUCUUCGACGAUAUAGAACAGUGAUAUGGGAUUUUAUCGCCGAGUAUUAUUUAUUACUAUUAUUAUUUUCAACAGUCCUCAUUCUUCUUUGCUUGUCAGAUUCAAAAUAAACAAUUUGUCAAAUGUUUAUUGUUGUCCUAAUCGGACUUCUGAAUUUUGGUUUAGUUUUUUCAAAGUUUCCUUUAUAAUUUUUAUGUUCGAUGAUAGUCGAAAGCUGCAUUAUAUUAUAAGAACUAUGCAAUAAAGCAGUGAAAUAUCAUCGAGUUUUGGCAAUAUUCGGUGUUUA